This is a messenger RNA of Solenopsis invicta (red fire ant), 700 nucleotides long. Its product is annotated as putative nuclease HARBI1. NCBI's taxonomy places the organism in Eukaryota, Metazoa, Arthropoda, Insecta, Hymenoptera, Formicidae. The transcript has a single exon. The record is from RefSeq and is a predicted model, not a curated record. The coding region runs from base 1 to 678 and encodes 225 amino acids.
AUGAUUCUUUCUUUUCAGAUAUCAGGUUUCCCAAAUGUAUUAGAAGGUAUUGAUGGAUCGUAUAUAAACAUUCGAACUCCUAAACAUAAAAUAAGAUCUACUUAUGCUAAUCGACAUGACAAAACGAGUCUUGUAUUACAAGGAAUUUGUGAUGAUAAAAAAAGAUUUAUUGAUGCCUUCACCGGAGUGUCUGGCAAACUGCAUGAUAGCAGGACAUUCACAUUAUCUUUUAUAAGCAAAAAUAUUAGUGAUAUAUGUAAAAAUGGGAAGUAUCAUUUGUUAGGCGAUAGUGCUUAUCCAAUAAGGGAAUAUCUUUUAACACCUUAUAAAGAUUAUGGAAAUCUUACUCGACCGCAAAGAAUAUAUAACAAAAAACUUUGUGGAACGAGAGUGCUUAUUGAAAAUGCAUUUGGUUUACUAAAGUUGCGAUUUCGUCAGUUAAUAGAAUUACAAUUUCACAAUGUCAAAAAAAUUUCAAAAUUUAUACUGGUGUGUUGCGUAUUGCACAAUUUGUGUAUUGAUUUGAAGGAUUCAUUCGACGUAGAAUUAACAAACGAGCCCAAUUAUGAUGAAAUACUUAACAUUGAUGAUCCUCAAGCUUUGGGAGAAAUAGAAUUAAAAAGAAGAGGAGAGCAGAAAAGAAAUGAAAUAUGCAAGUCAUUUGAUGAUAGUAAAUAGUAAAUAGAUGAUAUUUUCAAAU